AUGCCAAGAUCUAAGCGUUCGAAGUUGGUGACAUUAGCCCAAACCGAUAAGAAGGGCAGAGAGAACAAAGAGAGAAUUUUCGAUGAGGUGAGAGAAGCAUUGGAUACUUACAAGUAUGUCUUUGUGUUACAGUUGGAUGAUGUUAGAACGCCUGUCUUGCAAGAAAUAAGAGAGGCGUGGGUUGGUUCCAAGUUGUUGAUGGGUAAGAGAAAAGUUUUGGAGAAGGCGCUUGGUACUACUAGAGAACAAGAAUAUAAGGAGAAUUUGAGUAAACUUACGAAGUACUGUUCGGGUGUCAUUGGUCUAUUGUUUACUAAUGAGACUCUUGACACUGUUAAGGAAUAUUUCGAGGCUUACUCAAGACUGGAUUACUCAAGACCAAACUCUAGAGCACCAAUCACUUUUGAAGUGCCCGAAGGUAUUGUUUACUCUCGUGGUGGUCAAAUUCCCAUUGAAGAAGAUGUUCCAAUGGCCCACUCUUUGGAACCAACACUAAGAAACAAGUAUGAGAUGCCAACAAAGAUUAAGGCCGGUAAAAUUACCCUUGAAGCUCCGUACCUUGUUUGUAAAGAGGGCCAAAAGUUGGAUGUUCGUCAAGCGCUAAUCUUGAAACAAUUUGGUGUCGCUUUGGCUCAAUUCAAGGUUAUCAUUUCUGCAUAUUACGACAAUGAAUCCUCCACCGUCAGCGAAUUGAACAUUAAUAAGAAACAAGAUGCUUGA
Nakaseomyces glabratus is the source of this 720-nucleotide messenger RNA. RefSeq names its product mRNA turnover protein MRT4 (gene MRT4). Gene Ontology annotation, cellular component: nucleolus; preribosome, large subunit precursor. The record is from RefSeq and is a predicted model, not a curated record. Gene Ontology annotation, biological process: ribosomal large subunit biogenesis; nuclear-transcribed mRNA catabolic process; rRNA processing. Gene Ontology annotation, molecular function: RNA binding. Lineage: Eukaryota; Fungi; Ascomycota; Saccharomycetes; Saccharomycetales; Saccharomycetaceae.